Clunio marinus is the source of this 1464-nucleotide messenger RNA. NCBI's taxonomy places the organism in Eukaryota, Metazoa, Arthropoda, Insecta, Diptera, Chironomidae. The record is from the annotation of a GenBank genome assembly.
AACUUCUAAACGGUAUAACUUAAUACUGGCUUCUUCUAAACUAUAAACAACAAAAUUUUACCAUUUAAAUAUUCAAAAGCUUUCAAAAAUGGAGAAAUUUGAGUACGUAACAAGUGAAAAUUGCUAUAUUUGUGAUGACAUAAUGGAUUCAUAUAAAUCGGAUCUUACAAUUGCCAGCGGAUUUUCAGAAAAACCUAUUUUUCAAUUAAUUGAAACAUUUACAAACACUUGCAUACCUGAGGACAUAAUCAACGCAUCAGGAGUUUGCAUCAAUUGCUAUGUUAAACUAAAUGAAUUUGAUGAACAUCAAGCAAAAGCAGAGCAAAUAAGUUGCGAAUUAGUUGAACUUAUGAACAACAAAUAUGUUUUAUAUGAAGAAGGGUUUGAUAUCAAUAAAGUCAAACAGGAAAACGAAAGAGACCAAACGCAUGAAGAGAUCAUUGAAGCCAUUGAAUUUGAACCAUUUGAAGAAGGACAAUAUGCAACAAUGGCCGAGGAAGGUCUGGAAGAGGAAACAGGAGACUCCUUGGUUGAGGGGAUCGAUGGUUAUCAUUUUGAAAUAAUUGUUGAUGAUACAAAGGAGAAUGUGAAAAAGGAAACUAAGGCAACAUUUUCUCGAAGUAAAUUCAAAGCCGAGACCGGUAAUGAAUUCGUUGUUGUUCAACUUGAAGACAAUUCAAGAGCUUAUCAAUGUGAGACAUGCUUUAAAACUUUCAAGGAUAAGAGUAAAUUACGUAGUCAUCGUGAAAUUCACACCGAUGAGAGAAAUAUUAUUUGUCCUGAUUGUGGUAAAGCAUUUAAAACCAUGAAUUGUCUGCGAAAUCACAAAAGAUUACAUGUUCCAGACAGAACAUAUUACAACUGCGAUCAAUGUGAAAAGAAGUACACACAAAAGAUACAAUUGAAGAAACAUAUUGAAAUUGUUCAUAUGCAACGAAGAGAUUUUGUUUGCACAACUUGUGGAGCCAGUUUUGGAACUAACAGCGUUCUCAAAAUGCAUCUUCUUAGUCAUCAAGAUUUUAGAGCUGAGUGUUGUGAUGUUUGCGGCUUUCGAUUCCAUACAAAAGCGAAACUUCGUAGACAUAUGAAAAGUCAUACGGGGGAACGCAAUUAUCAGUGCAACAUUUGCUGCAAGAAAUUCUUAUACAGCUACAAUGUUGUUGCACAUAUUCGGAAUGUUCAUGAGAAAAGGAAGAAACGCGAUGCUAUGUUGUUCCAUUGUCGUUUCUGUACUGACAAAUUUGAAGUUCCCGAGCAACUUGACGAGCAUAUGGAAGAAUGUCACAGUGGACUUUACGAAGUGGUCGAGUAAUAACAUUCUUUCUCAUUUUUAUUCUUUCUCAUUCAUUUAAUUAUAAUUAUGAUGUAUCCCAGGUAAAUAAAAAAAGCAAACAAUAUCAAGUGAAUAAUAUAACAAAACAUUAAACAAAUAUUUAAAUGGAGUCUUAUUUGGAUUUACCUAAU